Messenger RNA from Callithrix jacchus (white-tufted-ear marmoset), 2388 nucleotides. RefSeq names its product sorting nexin 11 (gene SNX11). The record is from RefSeq and is a predicted model, not a curated record. Gene Ontology annotation, molecular function: phosphatidylinositol phosphate binding. Gene Ontology annotation, biological process: vesicle organization; intracellular protein transport. NCBI's taxonomy places the organism in Eukaryota, Metazoa, Chordata, Mammalia, Primates, Cebidae. Gene Ontology annotation, cellular component: endosome.
CGGAUUGGACAUGGAGCCCAUUCGCCAUCCCUCACCCGGCACCUGCGUCCACUCUCUAGCGUCCCAAGUGAGUCGAGGGGAAUCCUGACUCCAGUCCGGGGCCUGGGCAAGCGGAGCCGCGCUGUUCGGAAGCGGGAAUUUUACUCAGAGCCCGGGCCUAUAGGGGCGGGGCGUCCUGGGCACCCGGGAUUGGGGCGUCUCCCGUCGUGCACCGGGGCACCGGCGACUCACCCGGAAGGAGAAGUCGUGAUCUGGCUAUAUGGUGGGGCGCGGGCGGUGUCGCGGUUGGGAGCUGGUGCUGUUCUCAGGAGCCAGCCUGGAUCAUUUGUUGGCAGUACAUAUUGGCUGAAGUCAGUUUUCAUUUCAAGAUGUUUUCUUCAAAUGGGCUUUUGGUGUAGGAUGUCGGAGAACCAAGAACAGGAGGAGGUGAUUACAGUGCGUGUUCAGGAACCCCGAGUGCAGAAUGAGGGCUCCUGGAACUCUUAUGUGGAUUAUAAGAUAUUCCUUCAUACCAACAGCAAAGCCUUUACUGCCAAGACUUCCUGUGUGCGGCGCCGCUACCGUGAGUUCGUGUGGCUGAGAAAGCAGCUACAGAGAAAUGCUGGUUUGGUGCCUGUACCUGAACUUCCUGGGAAGUCAACCUUCUUCGGCACCUCAGAUGAGUUUAUUGAGAAGCGACGACAAGGUCUGCAGCACUUCCUUGAAAAGGUCCUGCAGAGUGUGGUUCUCUUGUCAGACAGCCAGUUGCACCUCUUCCUGCAAAGCCAGCUCUCAGUGCCUGAGAUAGAAGCCUGUGUCCAGGGCCGAAGCACCAUGACUGUGUCUGAUGCCAUUCUUCGAUAUGCUAUGUCAAACUGUGGCUGGGCCCAGGAAGAAAGGCAGAGCUCUUCGCACCUGGCUAAAGGAGACCAGCCUAAGAGUUGCUGCUUUCUUCCAAGAUCUGGUAGGAGGAACUCUCCCUCACCGCCUCCCAGUGAAGAAAAGGGACAUUUAGAAGUGUGGGCUCCAGUUGUUGACUCUGAGGUUCCUUCAUUGGAAAGUCCCACUCUCCCACCCAUCUCCUCACCAUUAUGCUGUGAUUUUGGAAGAGCCAAUGAAGGAAACUCCACUCCUCAGUCUGUGAGGAGGGCUGUGGGAGGAGACCAUGCUUUGCCUUUGGAUCCUGGUCAGUUAGAAACAGUUUUGGAAAAGUGAGCUCUGGGUUCUGCUCUGAGAUGGUCAGAGGAGAUACAGGCCAGGAGACUUACUCAGGUGGGAUUAGGCAUGGGCAGGUAUUGUGGGAGGCUGGGUUGCUUAGUGUCUUCUAGUCUCCUCUGCUUGGGCUGAUUGACAGAGGUCAAUCAUAACAGCCCCCUAUGCCUCUUCCAUGGGAAUAAAUACUGUGCAGAUGUUUGUAAGUUAAGCAUAAGGCCUAGGGGCUGUUUAUUUUGAACAGAACCCAUAUUUACUCUUCUGGGAGCUGAGUUUCUACACGUCAUUUGUAUGUAGGACCCGGAGUACCUCCUCAAGUGGCUGGUUUUGGGGACCUGUAUGUGGCAGAUUAUAAGCUGCCAUAUUGAACAUUGUCCCAACAGGAGUGAUUACAUUGUAUCCCCAUCUUGACUGGCUUCAGUUUUUGCUGUAGCCCUAGAGCACUUUGUUUCUGGAAGGCUGGCCUCUUGCCUACCUCCUUGCAUGGAAAGGGGGAUGAAUAUUUACUCUCCACCUUGCUUUUUCUUCCACCGGUACCACUGAAUGGAACUGGUGCUGUGACUCCUGCUGCUGGGGUUUUAUGUCCCAAGACCUUAGUCUGGCUGAGUGGAGCCUGAGACCUGCACAACAGCUCAUGGUCAUGCAUGAGAGAGAAGAGGCUGACCACAGCCAGAGGGAACAGCAACAGCUCAGGGGCCUGAUUAUAAAGGGGAGAGGGGGCUCUCUUUUCUGCAGGGUUAGCGUGGGCUCUUUUCUUUUCCGAGUCCUUUUCUUCUCCUUUGGUUACAGCUCCCUGCCUCCAGGGCUUCAGCCACCAGCAUCCCUCUGCUGUGCUGCAGGGAGGCCAUAUGUUCAUCCAGUGGGGCGCAAGGGCUUUGUUUCUGCCUGGAAGAGAGGGCUCUGGGGAUGAGGAAGAACACGUUCUCCUUCAGACAAUGAGGCAUUCUGUCCUGCUGCCAUUCUUCAUCUCCACCGAGAGCCAGAGCUGGUAGGAGCCGAGUGCCACGGGCAUUCUGCAUUGCUCUACUCUUAGGUUGGUUUGUGUGAUUCUUCCCCUCCCUCUUGCCCACUCCUCCCUCCUCUGGCCAUCUUACCCUGUCUGUGGGCUCUUUUACUACGAGCCUAUGCUGUGGGACUGUCAUGGCAUUUAGUUCAGAGUUGAGGGGCUUUGGCCUGAAAUAAAAUGCAAGUAUUUAA